Messenger RNA from Chrysochloris asiatica (Cape golden mole), 681 nucleotides. It is a transcript of the gene PRXL2C, whose product is annotated as AhpC/TSA antioxidant enzyme domain containing 1. NCBI's taxonomy places the organism in Eukaryota, Metazoa, Chordata, Mammalia, Afrosoricida, Chrysochloridae. The coding region runs from base 1 to 681 and encodes 226 amino acids. The transcript has 6 exons. The record is from RefSeq and is a predicted model, not a curated record.
AUGGCCGCCCCGGCCCCGGUCACGCAGCAGAUAAGCGGCCGCGCCGUUCCGGCGCCCGUCCCGAGCGGCCCGGAAUGUGGACAAAGCCUGGCUGACGCUGUGGCCGAGCUGCCAGUGCUGGACGCCUCCGGGAAGCGGGUGCCAUUCGGUGUGCUGUUCCGGGAGCGCCGGGCUGUGGUGGUGUUCGUGCGGCAUUUCCUGUGUUACAUCUGCAAGGAAUACGUAGAAGAUCUGGCGAAAAUUCCCCAGCGCUUCUUAGAAGAAGCAAAUGUCACUCUUAUAGUGAUUGGACAGUCAUCCUACCAUCAUAUUGAGCCUUUCUGCAAACUGACUGGGUAUGCUCAUGAAAUCUAUGUUGACCCUGAUAGAGAAAUUUAUAAAAGAUUGGGAAUGAAAAGAAGUGAAGAAAUUGCCUUCUCAGGACAGAGUCCCCAUGUGAAAUCAAAUCUACUCUUAGGAAGCAUUCGGAGCCUGUGGCGGGCAGUGACUGGUCCUCUGUUUGAUUUCCAAGGAGACCCAGCUCAGCAAGGAGGAACCCUCAUUUUAGGUCCAGGUAACGACAUCCAUUUUAUACACUGUGACAGAAAUAGAUACGAUCAUAAACCCAUCAACUCUGUUUUACAGCUGGUAGGAGUUCAGCUUGUCAACUUUACCAGUAGACCUUCAGUUAUCCACGUGUGA